AUGUUCAAAAGCAGUUUCAAACCAUGUGUUUCUCCAAAUUUCUCCAAGAGCCACCACCACCCAUAUUUGCGAAUUUUUCAAAGCAAGCAUUCCGCGAAUAAUGAUGGCAAAUUGACAAAUUAUCAUUCCUCUCUAGCGCUCAAGAAAGAUUACAUAUUCGGAAUUUACAAGGAUGGUUCAUUCACUCCUUCUGCCUAUCAAAUGUUGAAGGAACAAUUUUUAACUUCUCCAUUCUUCACAAAGAAUGAAUGGAAAGAGGGAAAGACAUCAUUGGUUCAUUGCGGAAUGUUUGCAACAUCAUCCGGUGAUCAUGCAUGCUCGAUUGCGAAAGAACAAACAAUUACAACCGAUGAUCGAAUUGUUUUUGUUGGAUUGGGAGAAAAAGAUGUUUCAACCAAAAAGAUUUCCUACAAGAAAAAAUUGUUUAAAGAACAAUUCAAUCAAAGUGAUUUGGUUGAUAUUCGACAACCUAAUGUGAGAGAGUACGCUCAAAAAGCAGUACAACUACUUUUAUCAGACAGUAAAAAAUCUAAAAAGGAGACAACUGUGGAAAAAGACAAAUCAUCCACAGAAGAAGAUGAAAACAAUGAAGAGAUUUUAGAAGUAUUUAUUGAUGAUUUAACAAAUGACAAAGAAUGCGUUGAGGGUUUGAAGCUUGGAAGUUGGAAAUUUAUCAAAUUAUCAAAAAAAACAUUUGAAAAAUCAUUGAAAGAACUCACUGAAGGAAGAGUCAAAAUUUCAUCUAAUUUUAAUAAGGAAACUGUUGAAAGAGCUAUUGUUUAUGCUGAUGCUCAAAACUUUUCAGCAUAUCUUUCUGAAUUACCAGCCAACUAUCUCACACCAACACUCUUUUGUAAACUUGUGAAAGAAAAAUUCCAAACUGAACUCGGUGAUUUAUUGAACAUGCAAAAUUCUCCACUCAAAAUUGAAGAACACGACAAAAAGUGGUGUGAAGAAAAAAAGAUGGGAGCAUUUCUUGGAGUUUCACAAGGAUCUGCAGAAGAACCAAGAGUGUUAGAAAUUACUUUUAUGAAUAAUCCAAAAGAACAAGUUGAAUAUGAUAUCAUUUUGGUGGGUAAAGGAAUUACUUUUGACAGUGGAGGUAUAUCCAUUAAGCCAGCAGCCAAUAUGAAAGAAAUGAAAGGAGAUUGUGCUGGAGCAUGUUCAGUUAUGGCAACCAUGUUGGCCAUUUGUAAACUGAACUUGCCUGUGAAUAUUAAGUGUGUGGCCAUGCUUUGCGAGAAUUUACCAUCUGGCACAGCAUAUAAACCAGGAGAUGUCAUAAUUGCAAGCAAUGGAAAAACUAUUGAAGUUGAUAAUACAGAUGCAGAGGGUCGAUUAGCUCUUGCUGAUGGUUUGUGUUACUCCUCAACUUUCAAACCAAAACAUCUCAUUGAUGUUGCAACACUCACUGGAGCAUGUGUGGUUGCUUUGGGUCAUCAACUCACUGGUUGUUAUGCUUCUACCAAUGAAAUGUGGAAAAUGUUAGAAAAGGCAGGAAUUAAUACCAAAGAUUAUAUGUGGAGAAUGCCAUUCAUGCCAAGUGAAUACGAAAAACAAAAUGAAACCAAUGUGGCACAUGUUAAAAACUCUGGAGGUCGAACAGGUGGCAGCAUUACAGCAGCAUGCUUUUUAUCUGAAUUUGUUAAUUUUGAUCAUGUUUCACAUUAUGCACAUCUCGAUAUUGCUGGAACAAGCUCAGAUUCAAAGGGAAUUCAUACUGGACGUCCCACUCGAGCAUUGAUUGAAUAUGUUCGCUUACUCUCUGACAGUCCACAACCAACACUUUGA
Molecule: messenger RNA, 1791 nt
Organism: Naegleria fowleri
Lineage: Eukaryota; Heterolobosea; Eutetramitea; Acrasida; Naegleriidae
Exons: 5
Coding region: 1-1791 (596 amino acids)
Biological process (GO): proteolysis
Cellular component (GO): cytoplasm
Molecular function (GO): metalloaminopeptidase activity; manganese ion binding
Source: RefSeq, a predicted model, not a curated record